This is a messenger RNA of Chaetomium strumarium, 1341 nucleotides long. RefSeq lists its product as uncharacterized. The coding region runs from base 306 to 965 and encodes 219 amino acids. Lineage: Eukaryota; Fungi; Ascomycota; Sordariomycetes; Sordariales; Chaetomiaceae. Gene Ontology annotation, biological process: autophagy of mitochondrion. The transcript has 2 exons. Gene Ontology annotation, cellular component: mitochondrion. The record is from RefSeq and is a predicted model, not a curated record.
CACUCUGGCACGUUGCCUUUGAGGCAGGGAUGCUGAGGCAUCUGUGUUGGAAUCACUAUUGUUACCCUAAUAUAGGGUUAGGGUUAAUGGCGCGAUUUGAACCAAUCCGGAUGUUCUUUGCUGUUGAUGACGCAGGCGGGAGUGGUGAAGUCAACGAGGCGCCAAGGCUACCGGUACCCGACGCAACACCCCUCUUCUUUGCCGCAUCGAUGUGAACCAUCCAAGUUGGCUUACACUCAUCUUCUAUCGCCAUUUUCGUGACGCCUGCGCAAGUCCUCGGUCUUCGAAGACAGUCGAUUGCAAUCAUGGUCGCGAAGGGCGUUUCGGCGCUCAAGUUCGUCGGUACCGUAUCGCUCGGUGUCCUGACGGGCCUCUCCUACACACUCUCAUCCCUUACCAUUCCUGCGCUCCUGACGCUCCCCUCCGCCGACUCGGCCGCCCGGGCCUUCGACACCCUGACGACCAGCGCAACUCGCCACCUCCGUUCCCUCGCCGCCAUCUCUUCUUCCGCCUUCGCGCUCGCCUACAUCCUUUCCCCACGCCCCGUCCGCCAUCCAUACCUGCUCUACGCCUCUGCCCUCGCGCUUGGCUCCCACUUUGCCGCCUCCGAUCUGAUCGCCCCUUACCUCUUGGCUCUGGGCCCCGGCGGCCGGGCGCCACCCGCCUCCGCAGCAGCCCCCAGCAAGGAACGACAGAGGGAGAAGCGCGCCGCGGCGAGGGCGAGGAUGGAGGCCAGCUACGAGGUGCUUGGGGAUGCGCACAGCGAGGGGAGUGCCGAGGAGAUGGAGGGCAGCGAGGAGGGACACGUAAACGGGGAGGAGGUGCGGGCUGAUGUGGAGGUCUUCCUGAAGAAGCAGAUCGUGCGGAGCGCGGUUGCUGGGCUGGCCUUCUUACUUUCCGUCGUGGGAAUCUGGGGCGAUGGGGUCGCUCCGGUUUAUGGACAGGCUGUUGUUAUUGAGGUCUAGGGCACAGACAAGAUGAGGUGAAAAGGACGGGGGUCUGUGCUGGAUAUGGACUUGGGUUACUAUCUAAACACUCGGUCUGUUCCGUCACGGAGACGACAUGAUGGAAGAUGUUGCAAAGCUUUUUGAGGUUCGUUUUCCGGAAAAGCCCUUUGGGCCUACUCCUGUCGGGUCUAGUGGUUACGGAAGAUUUUUGGGAUUUCAGCCAAGAGACUGCAGCUAGAGAAAUAAGCGGAGUUUCUUUUCUUUGGUAGGGUUCGUCUCAAGUGCUCCUGCUUGCGCCUUGGACUUAGCGGUCUCACCAUCAGGUACCAAAGAAAUCAGCUGGUGCGUUCUCUCCUUACCACACCCACAAACUGAGGGCGGUCUUCGUCGUGGC